Molecule: messenger RNA, 1002 nt
Organism: Trichomonas vaginalis G3
Lineage: Eukaryota; Parabasalia; Trichomonadida; Trichomonadidae
Product: MFS/sugar transport protein family
Exons: 1
Coding region: 1-1002 (333 amino acids)
Biological process (GO): carbohydrate transport
Cellular component (GO): membrane
Molecular function (GO): symporter activity
Source: RefSeq, a predicted model, not a curated record
AUGGCGAAUAUCGGAAUUAUUUUAGGUGCUGCAUUGUUCGCAAUCUUAGCCGAUGGUGAAGAAAGUGCAUUGUAUCCUCGUCUACAUUCCGUUCCUAAAGCGUAUGGUAUCAGUGGACUGAUCUUUGGCCUUGCAAGUUCGAUUUUUAUGUUUUUAUCAGGACUUUUUGUCAAAGAAAGAUGCGCUGAGAACAAUAAGUCAACGAAAUCUGUAUUUCAAACACUCAAAGAAUUGUUUACUAUCAAGGAAUUCGUCAAUUCUACUUGCUGGUAUAUUCUUUCGAUGGUUGGAUUCGAUAUUAUUAUGUUGGUCUUUAUGUUCUACGUUAAUGAUGCAUUAAAAUUCGGUGGUGGUACAAUGGCAAUGAUUUUUGUCGCUAUUCCGUUGAUUAGUGCUAUUGUUUCUGCUGCAUUUUGGGUAUGGCUAUCUGAAAAGUUGUCUAAAUCAACAACCUUCAUCAUAUCUGCCGUAUACAUGUUUGUUGUAUUAUUCUUUGCUAUAUUCUUACCAGAGAAAACUGUUUGGUCGAUUGUAUUAUUGACAAUUUUUGCUGGAUUAGGUCUAAGUGCAAUUCAAAUUCUCCCUUACGCAGCUCUCCCUGAUGUAGUUGAGAUCGACGAAUACAAGUUUGGUGAAAGAAGAGAGGGUAUAUACUAUGGUAUAAUUUUGUUUAUGUAUAAGGUUUGUAGCGGCGUGACGAUUUCUAUCGUUUCCGCAGUUCUUGGUGCUUUUGGUUAUAAGGAAAGCAAUAACGGCCAACAAGUGGAACAAACGAAGAAAGCUUUGAUGGCUGUUAGAAUUGUUAUGGGUUUGGUUCCUGGCGUUUUUUAUUUAUUCGCAAUUAUUCCUUCAUUGCGCGGAAGAAUUUCAAGAGAAGAAUUUGCAAAGAUCAAACAACAACUAGAAGAAAAGCAUGCUAAUCAGAAUGCUCUUCAUGAAUCAAGUUCUAACUCUGAAAAUUCAAAUGGCGAUAAGGCAGAGAAUAACAAUACAACUCCUUAA